GAAUAUUUAGGGGAGAAAUGGGCAUUACUAUUUGUGGUGAAAUGGUAUUCUUCUAAGUACCUAGUCUGGUGAGGGUGAUACAAGGGUGAGGUUAGCCUGGGCUACGUAAUGAAAGCCUGUUUCAAAAACAAAGCAAAUAUUCUUUUCCUCCUUGGCUGUCUGCCAGUCUGCCACCAUCAUGAAUGACACAGUCACUGUCCAGAGCAGGAUGUUCACGACCAACCAAUUACUUCAGAGGAAGCAAAUGGCCACUAGUGGCCUUGGGAAGGCAACAGUGCCAAAGACAAAAAUUGGGGAGAAACUUGCUAAAAUAUACAAGAUCACACCCAAUGUCAUCUUUGUAUUUGGAUUCAGAACCCAUUUUGGUGGUGGCAAGACAACUGGCUUUGGCAUGAUUUAUGAUUCCUUGGAUUGUGCAAAGAAAAAUGAGCCCAAACACAGACUUGCAAGACAUGGCCUGUAUGAAGAGAAAAAGGCCUUGAGGAAACAGCGAAAGGAACACAAAAACAGAAUGAGGAAAGUCAGAAGGAUUGGAGAGGCUAAUGCUGGAGCUGGCAAAAAGUGAGCUAGAGAUUGGGUAACAGUCAAAGGAAUAAAGAUCCUUCAAUGAGUUAAACUGUGGUGAUGGUGAACUUUUCAUGAACAGAUUAAUAAACUGUAAAAACCUUAAAAAAGAACAAAAGCUUGGCUGGGUUUGGUGGCUCACACCUGUAAUCUCACCUACUUGGAUGAUGGAACCUGAGGACAGUGGUUUGAAGCCACCGUGGGCAGAAAUUUAGAUCUCAUCUUAAACCCUUCAUCAAAACUCUGGUUUUGACUUUACCACUAGCUAUGUCUCAGGUUCAUUGUGCUUCAUUUUCCUUAACUGUAACAUAGAGACAAUAUUAUCUAUUUCAUGAGGUUGUUGUGGAAAUUAAGUGGGAAGAUGUAUGAAAAGCUGGCAAACUUGGGAAUUGUUAGCUGUUAUCAUUGUGUUGCAUCAAAAUGACUUUUUGUUUUUAACUCUACACACUUGGGUGAAACAAGGUUUCACUCUGUGUGCUAGCUUGUUUUGACUGUGACUAGGUGGUACAGUUGAGGUUUCUGAAAAGAAACAUAUGAA
Messenger RNA from Perognathus longimembris pacificus (Pacific pocket mouse), 1102 nucleotides. Its product is annotated as 40S ribosomal protein S24-like. NCBI's taxonomy places the organism in Eukaryota, Metazoa, Chordata, Mammalia, Rodentia, Heteromyidae. The transcript has a single exon. The record is from RefSeq and is a predicted model, not a curated record. Gene Ontology annotation, cellular component: ribosome. Gene Ontology annotation, biological process: translation. Gene Ontology annotation, molecular function: structural constituent of ribosome. The coding region runs from base 179 to 565 and encodes 128 amino acids.